AUGAAUGUCUAUGAGCCACAAGACUUGUCCAUAAGAGGCUUUGCUCCCCCGAAUCUUUUGGGCUCGACAAUGCAAAUACCACCAGUCACGUCCGACUCGGAUCCACUGGUGAGCAUGCUGUCCGAUCCGAUUGGGCUAAUGUUUCUGCAAUUGUUGCAGCAACUCCAGACGGUUCAACAACAAGAAACCCUGCCAUGUACGGUGCCAGAUAGAAGGGAGCUCGAAAAUGCUAUUCAAAGAACAGUCCAAGAGCAUCUUCCUUGUAAGAAAUCAAAAUUUUCAAUCCAUGGAGAGUUGCAAAUUACAGUUGAUUCUAAAGCACCUGCCACUGUGAAAAUAAAUUCUUCUUCACAUUCAGCGUCAAAGCGAAAGUCUUAUAUGCCUGUUAGAAUGCUUCACACUCCCUCUUCUUUGACAGAUUAUGUCAAUACACACUCAGAAGCACUCGAUCUCUCCCCCUCAGGUUCAGCCCACUCAAAUGACUCUUCACCUGUCACCCCUGUGAAAUCCGAUUUUACAAGUGCCUUUAACAACCAAUACGAAAGGAAAGAUGCUCCUGGUAAAAUAAUUUCAUUUGCAAAACGUCGAAUUUCUGUCGGACGUCGAAAUUUUCCUUGUAAUCAAUGCAAUCAAAUGGAGUUCUAUUCACUUCAACAACUGGAAGAGCACACCAGGGUCUCCCAUGGUAGUUAUCGUUGUCAUAUCUGCAGUCGUACCUUCACUCAGCGUUCCAAUCUCCAACGUCACGCUCUGAAACAUGUUGGUUUCAAGCCGUUCCAAUGUGCCCUUUGUCUGCAGGGCUAUUACCGUAAAGAUCAUUUGAUGAGACACAUGGAAGUCAACCAUCCAGCUGUCAAUCCCCGUGAAAAUAUUAAGGUCUUUUUAUCGUCUUCAAAGAGUCUCGAAUAUCUCAAUACUACCCAAUCUGCCAUUAGCAGCAUUUCCUCCCUCCUUCCCAUUGGACCAGAACAGCUUAAAUUUGAGAAGGCAGUUGAUCGAAAAAGCAGGGAAUCAUGCUGA
This is a messenger RNA of Rodentolepis nana, 1020 nucleotides long. The record is from the annotation of a GenBank genome assembly. NCBI's taxonomy places the organism in Eukaryota, Metazoa, Platyhelminthes, Cestoda, Cyclophyllidea, Hymenolepididae.